Drosophila suzukii is the source of this 4722-nucleotide messenger RNA. RefSeq names its product Mucin 11A (gene Muc11A). Gene Ontology annotation, molecular function: chitin binding. The record is from RefSeq and is a predicted model, not a curated record. Gene Ontology annotation, cellular component: extracellular region. NCBI's taxonomy places the organism in Eukaryota, Metazoa, Arthropoda, Insecta, Diptera, Drosophilidae.
AUAGUAACGAUUCUUCAUUCGAACCAAAAACACAUCCAACGACCACGAUGACAACGAACCGAACCACCAGACUUCUGGUGUUGCUAGUGUUGACCGCACUGGUGGCGAGACACCAGGCCAAUGCCGCCGCCGUGGGAUUGAAGUGCGGCGGGAAGAGCGCCGUCUGCGUGGGACCCCUCUCCUACCAGCAGUGCGUGGAUGACCUGACCUCCGGUCCGGUGGUGCCAUGCCAGGUGAACACCCGCUGCGUCACCGACGGCCUGGAGAUCUGUGUGCCGGUCAAGUCGGCCGCCGAGGCUCCGACGGCAGCUGUGGCCAAGAUGGUCACCAUCACCGACAGCCCCGUCAGCGAGUCCGCUUCGCUGGUGGAGGUCAGUUCCAGCUCCAUUGCUUCCGUCGGCGAGAUCUCCACCGAGGGACCAAGUGCCCCAAGUGCUGCUCCGGUUGAAACCACCUUAGCUCCCGUGGAAACCACUCUUGCUCCCGUGGAAACCACCCUAGCUCCCGUGGAAACCACCAUUGCUCCAAUUGAAACCACCCAGGCUCCAGUUGAGACCACCCUAGCUCCCGUGGAAACCACCCUUGCUCCGAUUGAAACCACCCAAUCCCCAGUUGAGACCACCCAAGCUCCCGCCGAGACGACCACCGCGGCCAUCGAUGAGACCACAACUGGAUCGGAUGCCCCUCUGGAGACGGAAUCCACCGUUCCUAGUGAUACCACUCCCGUAGACACCACUCUGGCACCCGGAUCGGAAGACACUAGCCCACCCAUCGAACCCAACACUACCGUGGCACCCGAAAGCACCACAGUAGCUCCUGCAGAGGAUCCCAACGCACCGGCGGGAACUACUCUGGCUCCUGGUGAAGCAGACCCCAACUCGCCCAUCGAUCCCAACUCCCCACAAGACCCAAAUGCUCCCGAAGGAUCUACUAACGAACCCGGCUUAACCGACCCCACCACUCCGGCAUCUCCUGGGUCUCCAUCUGAGGGAUCCACCGCCGCACCCGGAACUCCCGCUGAUAUAACCACUCCUGCUCCGGGAUCUCCUGCUGAUGUUACCACUCCCGCCCCAGGAUCCCCUGCUGAUGAAACGACUCCUGCUCCUGGCUCUCCCGCCGAAGGUUCCCCUGCUGCUCCUGGCUCCCCCGCUGAAGUAACCACUGCCGCUCCUGGUUCUCCCGCCGAAGGAUCCCCUGCUGCUCCUGGCUCUCCCGCCGAAGGAUCCCCUGCUGCUCCUGGUUCUCCCGCCGAAGGAUCCCCUGCUGCUCCUGGCUCUCCCGCCGAAGGAUUUCCUGCUGCUCCUGGCUCUCCCGCCGAAGGAUCCCCUGCUGCUCCUGGCUCUCCCGCCGAAGGAUCCCCUGCUGCUCCUGGCUCUCCCGCCGAAGGAUCCCCUGCUGCUCCUGGCUCUCCCGCCGAAGGAUCCCCUGCUGCCCCUGGCUCUCCCGCUGAAGUAACCACUGCCGCUCCUGGCUCUCCCGCCGAAGGAUCCCCUGCUGCUCCUGGCUCUCCCGCCGAAGGAUCUCCUGCUGCCCCUGGCUUUCCCGCCGAAGGUUCCCCUGCUGCUCCUGGCUCCCCCGCUGAAGUAACCACUGCCGCACCUGGUUCUCCCGCCGAAGGAUCCCCUGCUGCUCCUGGCUCUCCCGCCGAAGGAUCCCCUGCUGCUCCUGGCUCUCCCGCCGAAGGAUCCCCUGCUGCUCCUAGCUCUCCCGCCGAAGGAUCCCCCGCUGCUCCUGGCUCUCCCGCCGAUGGAUCUCCUGCUGCCCCUGGCUCUCCCGCCGAAGGAUCCCCUGCUGCUCCUGGCUCUCCUGCUGAAGGAUCCCCUGCUGCUCCUGGCUCUCCCGCCGAAGGAUCCCCUGCUGCUCCUGGCUCUCCGGCCGAAGGAUCCCCUGCUGCUCCUGGCUCUCCUGCCGAAGGAUCCCCUGCUGCUCCUGGCUCUCCCGCCGAAGGAUCCCCUGCUGCUCCUGGCUCUCCCGCCGAAGGAUCCCCUGCUGCUCCUGGCUCUCCCGCCGAAGGAUCCCCUGCUGCCCCUGGCUCUCCCGCUGAAGUAACCACUGCCGCUCCUGGCUCUCCCGCCGAAGGAUCCCCUGCUGCUCCUGGCUCUCCCGCCGAAGGAUCUCCUGCUGCCCCUGGCUCUCCCGCCGCAGGAUCCCCUGCUGCUCCUGGCUCUCCCGCUGAAGGAUCCCCUGCUGCGCCCGGCUCUCCCGCCGAAGGAUCCCCUGCUGCCCCUGGCUCUCCCGCCGAAGGAUCCCCUGCUGCUCCCGGCUCUCCCGCCGAAGGAUCCCCUGCUGCUCCUGGCUCUCCCGCCGAAGGAUCCCCUGCUGCGCCUGGCUCUCCCGCCGAAGGAUCCCCUGCUGCUCCUGGUUCUCCCGCCGAAGGAUCUCCUGCUGCCCCUGGCUCUCCCGUCGAAGGAUCCCCUGCUGCUCCUGGCUCUCCCGCCGAAGGAUCCCCUGCUGCUCCUGGCUCUCCCGCUGAAGGAUCCCCCGCUGGACCUGGUUCCCCCGCUGAUGUUACCACGGCUGCUCCUGGAGUUCCCUCCGAAGGAUCCCCAGCAUCUUCUGGCUCUCCUGUUGAUGUUACUACUGCCGCCCCUGGAAAUCCUGCUGUCCCCGACGUUCCCGCUGGUGGUGCUCCUGCUGAUUCCAACGCUCCUGCUGGUGGUGCUCCUGCUGAUUCUAACGUUCCUGCUGGUGGUGCUCCUGCUGGAUCCAACGUUCCUGCUGGUGGUGCUCCGGCUGAUUCCAACGUUCCUGCUGGUGGUGCUCCUGCUGGCGGUUCUCCUGCUGGUUCCAAUGUUCCCGCUGGUGGUGCUCCUGCUGGUUCCAACGUUCCGGCUGGCGGUGCUCCUGCUGAUUCCAACGUUCCUGCUGGCGGUGCUCCUGCUGGUUCCAACGUUCCUGCUGGUGGUGCUCCUGCUGGUUCCAACGUUCCUGCUGGUGGUGCUCCUGCUGGUUCCAACGUCCCUGCUGGCGGUGCUCCUGCUGGUGGUGCUCCUGCUGGUUCCAACGCUCCAGCUGGUGGUGCUCCUGCUGGUUCCAACAUUCCUGCUGGCGGUGCUCCUGCUGGUUCCAACGUUCCUGCUGGUGGUGCUCCGGCUGAUUCCAACGUUCCUGCUGGUGGUGCUCCUGCUGGUUCCAACGUUCCGGCUGGCGGUGCUCCUGCUGAUUCCAACGUUCCUGCUGGUGGUGCGCCUGCUGGUUCCAACGUUUCUGCUGGCGGUGCUCCUGCUGGUUCCAACAUUCCUGCUGGUGGUGCUCCUGCUGGUGCCAACGUUCCUGCUGGCGGUGCUCCUGCUGGUGGUGCUCCUGCUGGUUCCAACGUUCCUGCUGGUGGUGCUCCGGCUGAUUCCAACGUUCCUGCUGGUGGUGCUCCUGCUGAUUCCAACGCUCCUGCUGGUGGUGCUCCUGCUGAUUCUAACGUUCCUGCUGGUGGUGCUCCUGCUGGAUCCAACGUUCCUGCUGGUGGUGCUCCGGCUGAUUCCAACGUUCCUGCUGGUGGUGCUCCUGCUGGUGGUGCUCCUGCUGGUUCCAACGUUCCUGCUGGUGGUGCUCCUGCUGGUUCCAACUCUCCCGCUGGCUCAGUCAUUCCAUCGAUUCCUUUACUGCCUGGCGGAGCUGGCUCUUGGCAACCCCGCCCAAGCAUUCCUAUCCUCCCGCCGAUCUGGAGGCCCCAUAUUCCUGGACAAGAUGGUUCGGGUGCCGGAGCUGCUGCUCCUGGCAGUGGCUUGAUCAAUGGCAGCGUUAGCCCGCCCCAACGUCCCCAUCCCUUCUGGCCCAACUGGCAGAACUGGGUGAACAGCUGGCGACCAACCAAACCGGUGACCAGCACAGAAGCUCCUGCCCAGCCGGAGGAUCCCCAGCAGCCCGACAACAACAAGCCCGAAAAUGCCGAGAGCGUAGAGCAGGCUGCCCCAGUACCACCAGCCGGAGGAGCUGCGUCCAACGAGAAUGCCUCCGUUGAGGAGGGCAACAAGGCCUCCAGCGAGAAGUCCAAGGACAAGCCCAAGUCCGCCGAGGAUCAGUCCAAGGAGCAGGAGCAGAAGAAGCCCAGCUCUGAGGAGAAGAAGGACAAGGACAGUCAGGAUAAGAAGGAUAAGGACAGUCAGGAUAAGAAGGAUAAGGACAGUCAGGAAAAGAAGGAUAAGGACAGUGAGGAUAAGAAGGAUAAGAAGGAUAAGGACAGUCAGGAUAAGAAGGAUAAGGACAGUCAAGAGAAGAAGGAUAAGGACAGUCAGGAUAAGAAGGACAAGUCCAAGGACUCCAAGGAGGAGAAGGACAACGAGUCUCAGAAGGACAACGAGGGCGACGACGAGCUGAGCUCCAAGGAGAAGAAGCAGUACGUAAAGGACCUGAUCAAGAAGCUGAAGAAGGGCGACGAGUGCGACGAGGACGACGUCUAUCCGGAUGUCCGGGACUGCCGCAAGUACUACCGCUGCGAGGUGAAGAACUCCGGCAAGCACAAGUUCGCCCAUUUGCGCUGCGACAAGAAGGAGCGCUUCGACUGGCUAGCCCAGUCCUGUGUGCCCAAGGACGAGGCCCGCUGCCUGGAGAAAUAGGACAUCCACUGCUUCCACACGAUAAUCUCACAUCCAACUGCUCUGUUCUAUAUUGGCAAUGAUAUUCUAUCUCUAACUCUUGGUCUUACCUAAUUUAUUGCACUAUUUUAAAAACCUUUAUUUUUUUGUUUUCCGCAUUAAAUCUUAAACUUUAUGAAAAUCUGGCAAA